CUGCUGGAGGCUCCGCUCGCCGAGCGGCUCCGGGCGGAGGUGAGAGCGGGACCCGGAGGCGGGGGCUCCGGCCGGGCGCUGGGAUGGAGCCGUGACUCCCUAGUCAGGCUCCUUGUCAGAAGCACAAUGUGGUUUCUCAAGCACCACUGUGUGUGGCUGAGGUGAACUCAGGAGAAAGAGACCACCGUAGCAACAGCCAGGAUGACCAAAGCACGGCUGUUCCGCCUCUCGGUGGUGCUAGGUUCCGUCUUCAUGAUCCUGCUGAUUAUCGUGUACUGGGACAACGUGGGGACGGCUCAUUUCUACCUGCACACGUCCUUCUCCAGGCCUCAUGCCCUGGGCACUCCACCCACCGCUGCUCAGGAUGAAGAUCGCGAAGGCUUGUUGGACGUGGAUGAGUUUUUAGAGAAGCUACUGAGUUCUGGCCUGAGGCAGAAUGGCCCCUUGAACAGAAAGAUGGAGCAGGCCCCACUUCAGGGCUCCAGCAGGCCCGUCUUGGGCAACAUGGAGGAGAAUGUGAGAGGCUAUGACUGGUCCACCCGCAUUGCCAGAGUGAGUCUGGACCAGGAGAAGCUGCAGGCUGAGCGUCGGAGGACACUGCGUGAGUUCUGCGCCAAUUCCAGUUUCGCCUUCCCUGCUAAGGAGCGUUCCUUUGACGACAUUCCCAACUACGAGCUGAACCACCUGAUCGUGGAUGACCGCCACGGCAUCAUCUAUUGCUAUGUUCCCAAAGUGGCCUGCACCAACUGGAAGCGGGUGAUGAUCGUGCUGAGUGAGAGCCUGCUGGAUCAGGGUGUCCCCUACCGGGACCCCCUGGACAUUCCCCGAGAGCACGUCCACAACUCCAGCACCCACCUGACUUUCAACAAGUUCUGGCGCCGGUACGGGAAGUUCUCCCGCCACCUCAUGAAGAUCAAGCUGAAGAAAUACACCAAGUUCCUCUUUGUACGUGAUCCCUUCGUGCGGCUCAUCUCUGCCUUCCGCAGCAAGUUUGAGCUGGAGAAUGAAGAGUUCUACCGGCGCUUUGCCAUACCCAUGCUGAAGCUCUACUCCAACCACACCAACCUCCCCACCUCUGUUAGCGAGGCCUUCAGGGCGGGCCUCAAAGUCUCCUUCCCUGACUUCAUCCAGUACUUACUGGACCCCCGGACAGAGAAGAUGGCCCCUUUCAAUGAGCACUGGAGGCAGGUUUACCGCUUGUGCCAUCCAUGCCAGAUAGACUAUGACUUUGUUGGGAAGCUGGAGACCCUCAACGAAGACGCGGCUCAUCUGCUGCAGCUUCUCAAUGUGGACAGGCUCCUCCACUUCCCCCCCAGCUACCGGAACAGGACUGCCAGCAGCUGGGAGGAGGACUGGUUUGCCAAAAUCCCUCUGGCCUGGAGGCAGCAGCUCUACAAACUUUACGAGGCUGAUUUUGUACUCUUUGGCUACCCCAAGCCAGAAAGUUUGCUUAAAGACUAAAAGCAAUUGGAAAUGGGGGGAGGGGGCUUACCAAAAAUAUUUAAAACUUCACAGUAUCCCCCUCUUACUCUCCCAACCCAGGAAGAUAAAAUUAAGUAUAUUUUUUCUACUCAUCUCCUUCCAAAUUUGCAGGAAUCCAGGAUACUCCAGCCAGCUGUGCAUCACCAGAAGACCCUCCCCCCUCCCUUUGCAAUCAGAAGACUUCCUCGUUCACUCUGUCGGCUGUGUCCUUCGGUCCCUUUUUAUUGAUACUUUUUUAAAAUUAAUAUAUUUAAAAUAUUUAAUACAAAUUGCGUGUUGUGGUGAAGGAAGAGAUGGAGUAAAAAAAAAAGUCCCUGCC
Molecule: messenger RNA, 1801 nt
Organism: Gopherus evgoodei (Goodes thornscrub tortoise)
Lineage: Eukaryota; Metazoa; Chordata; Testudines; Testudinidae
Gene: CHST12
Product: carbohydrate sulfotransferase 12
Exons: 2
Coding region: 202-1461 (419 amino acids)
Biological process (GO): proteoglycan biosynthetic process; carbohydrate biosynthetic process
Cellular component (GO): membrane
Molecular function (GO): sulfotransferase activity
Source: RefSeq, a predicted model, not a curated record